GGGUUUUCUACCAAAAAAAACUCAAUUAUAUCUUGUUUUAGUCCGAUUCAGUUCUGCUGUAUUGAAUUGAUAUAAACAAAUUUAUUUCCUCACAGUGCGGAAAAGAGGGGGAACCCAAUUGCAUUGAAUGCAUUCAAUUUAGGGGUGGCCUUCGUUCGUUCUCCGUCGCGCGGCUUCGGUAAACGCCGACCGGAAGGUAAUGGUCGAAUUGAUCGUGUCCGGAAGUAGCGCACUAAAUGAGCAGGACCGCAAGCAAUAGGGCGAGAGUGGCAGCACGAGAUAGCGCGAUUAGUUGAGCUUUGUCAGAAUGUUUGUUUCUGUUGCCAUUUGACGAGGGGGGCCAUGUCUGGCUGGAUGUUGUUUUGGGGACCCUUGCUUUUUUGUAGUAGAAACCCCUCUUUGCUCAUUAGCCCUUUGCACGGAGGGCAACCGCUGCCACUGCUCUGACAUUGACUGAAGUGCAAGUUGUUGAUCAUCCCGGUUUCCCCGGACAGGUUGCGAAAUAACCGUACCGAGGCCAGUGUUGAAGAAUAGUGAAAAUAGUGAACAAGUAGUGGAAGUAUAAAUUGCAAAAUGUAAAUAAAUGGAAUUUGGAAAGCGAAUAAUGCUAUCGUGAUUGUGUUGUUAAGUGAUAUGAAGAUAUGAAAAUGUACAAAAAAGUGUGAUAAUCACAAUGAUCGCGGUGCAAAUUCAGUCGACUGGUUCGGAAGAAAGAUUAGUGCAAUUAUACAAUAAUUCAGCCAGUUAAAUUGUGUAAAUUCAACUUCAGUUCAUCUAUUUGUAGUGUAAAAAGGGAAAAAAAUCCCCAACGUCGAAGAUAAAUUACUUGAGAAAAUCAAUGUCUAGCAUGCAUAACUGCUAAGAGUAUCCGAAAAGAGUGUACGUAUGUGUACGUUUGUAAAAAGCAAACAACAUGAACAGUAACGGCAACGAGGGAAAAGCAACGACAGCAUCUGUCUACCGUCUACUGCAGAAUCCCGCACCGAUAUGCAUGUUUUACUUUGCCCAUCCAUUCGGCAUCACUUCCCCUGCCAGUGGUGCGAAGCUGGCCCAAAUUCGGGCCAGUGCUACGCAAGGAUGCAAACCAAACGGACCAUCGGCCGAACACGGCACCGCUGCCACCAUCAACGCCCCAAACGGGGAGCUAAAGCAGCAGCGUAAAUCGAAUGGAAAAGUAACGUCGAACCCGGGUGCCCGGCAUCCAUCGAAAUCGCACCGGAAAAUCAAUGGUCUUCAGGGCAGUGAUGGUGCGGUGGAUGGUGGUGGUACGAAGGCGAACCAUACGUCACACCGGGAAGCACCACCAAAAAAGCACCACAGAAAGCACCGGACCCAUCGAAGGAUUAGUAAUUUCGAAAAGUUUCUGCUCGAAAUCCAACACGCCCACACGUGCGGCCGUGGCUCGUCGAAGGUGCGAAGGAUCGACCGGGAAGAUCGGCUAACACCGCUGGUACCGUGGCCGAGCACCAUCUGGAAUCGGGAGUUUCUGCUCCCAACGCUACUGCAAGCCUUGGCCCAGCAGCACGGACGCAAAAUUCCGGACAUCGAGCAGAUACUACGCACAGUACGGUCCGCGUGGAAUACACCGAACUCGCAACGAUCACACUUGCAAAGCCAGGACAGCCGGGAGUCAUCCGCCUCGAACUGGGACCUAUCGAGCUUGUGCGAUAGCUGUUGCCUCAACACUGGCCACCGCAGGAUGGGCGCGGGAACAUACGCGAAUGCGGCCAGUCCCGGACCGGGACUGCUGCGGCGGCGCUAUUCGGUGCCCGAAAUCAUAAUGCGCAAACACACGCUGGCACAGCAGAAAACGGACGAUGAGCCGCUGUGGCUGCACCACGACAGCAACCACAAUGUGAUUGAGGUGGUGGUUAACAAGCAGGUGGCUCCGUCGUCUGCCCGGGGGCUGCUCCUGAACGGACGGCUGAGUGGGCCGCGGACACCGCCGCACCGGAAGUCCUUCGGGCUGCGACACCACCGGGAACACCAGCACGGCUCGCUGACCGGGCGUAGCAGCAGCGUGGAGAGUGGUGGUGGUGGUGUAGGUACACACGAUUGGCUGGCGGCGGCCGGGACGACGGGCAUGCUGACGGCAACCGGGUCCGAUCCGAAUCUGGCCGCGCUGAAGCACCGCAACCUGGGCGGACGCUGCAGCAGCCCGCUGUGCAAUGGGGGCGUUGGGCUGGGCCGCGCGAUGGCCAACGGAACCGGAGGUAGUUUGCGAUCAAUCCACAAUAAUUCUCUCAGUUGCAGCAGCUCUAGCAGCGUCAACGGGGUGCCCCUUGCCAAUGGCGGUGUUGUUGUCGGUGGUGGAGUUGGUGUUGGUGGUUGUGGUCAUCAGCAGCAGCAGCAGCAGCAGCAGCAGCAGCAGCACUAUCCGGUCGUUCCCUCCUACCGGGACGGCGACUACUCCAUGCGCAAGACGACACUGCUGCGGCGCAUGUGGAGCCGCGAGCUGCGGCGGUACGAGCGGUCCGGUAGCUGGUCGCCCCCGUUGCGCCGGGCACCGCGCCGCAUCUACAGCGUGGAAAGCAUCGUCGCCUCGGUCGAAGGCCGGGCGUCGCGUGCGGACGAUGCCGAGAGCGUGGCGAGCCGCCGGCCGGGCAGCAGCAGCGACGGUAGUGGUCGUUGCGCUACCACGGCAACGACGAUGACGGCCGGCACGACCGACACGACGACGACGACGACCGGUACGACCUCGUGCCGGGAGUGCGCCAAGCUCGAGGCUCAGUACAGCGGUGACUUCGGUACGGGCAGGAAGUUGCUCUCGCGCGCGCGUUCCCGCGAUAUCGAGUGCUGCUCUUCGGGUGACGUUUCCGACGGUGGCCCGGAGUGCCCUGUCCCCGUGUCUAACGCAGCGCCCACCGAACCGGUCGAUGACCGGCGGCAGCAGCCGCGCCGACGACGACGCAUGUGUUCCUCGCAGACGGCCGACCUUGGCGAAUCGGAGCCGAUCAUACUGGCAGCCGCUGGUGGUGCAGUGUCGGCCACCACAACAGUUCACAACGGUCCGCACGGCGACCAACAGCAGCACGGUGCCACCGGGGAGGAGGAGGAGGACGAGGACGAGUACGCUUCGCACAGCAGUUCCGUGUCGUCGAUAGCGUCCCAGUCGUACCGUGUGCCGUCCGCGAGCCGCCGUCCGGACCACGAGCUGAGCGAGUUCCUGCAGCAGGAACGGUUGGCCGCGGCCGAUGGCGAUGGGGCUGAUCGUGCGGCUGGCCGGGAAGUUGCUGCUGUCCGCGCUGGUAGUGCUGGUGCUGGCGAUCAUCCUCGAGAACGUGCUCCGGCUGCUGAUGGCACUGCAGGAACAGCAACUGCAGCAGCAGCAGGAGCAGCAAACGCAACCGAACCAGCCGAAAGAGGAGUAAGUGAGCAGCAAGAUAACGCUCUUAGUGCCGCCACCCUUUCGGAAGACUCCAGUGAAUCGAGUGACGAAGAGGGCGACGGUAGUGAUACCGGUGGCGCAGGGGACAAUCGAACGCCGCACGCCGGCGGCAGUGGUGUGGACGAGGCGGAGCAGACCCGGCUGGACGAGUACAUCUCCGGGCUGCUGCUGGACAAUCUGAACAAUAUAGCCGACGCGAAGGAGCUGGUGCUGGCGACGGACGCGCGCGACGGUGAAACCAUUCUCGGCGUGUACAGCGAGCGCCGGGCGCAGCUAGCCGAACACGGCAAACCGACCGAGGCGGAUCGGCAGAACAAUAACAACCAGACGGUGGCGAACGGCGGCGUGCCGGAACACGCCGGCGGCGGUACGAUGAAGCAGAAGCUGACGGAAAAGUAUAUCGGCGAUGGGGGCGGUGUGGUGUGCAAUUCGCCUCCGCAACCGGACAAACGGAAACCGUCGCCCAAACCCGGCGACGAGGACGGUGCCGAGUGUGAUAAAGAAAAUGAGGAAGAUGUCGCGAAUAACAAUGGCAAUGGUAAGGGCAAUAGCAAUAACAAUGCCACCGGCGAGCAGCGCAAUCACCGGCGACAGAAGCAGCGGUCGAAGGGCGGGUUCUUUCUACGCUCCGGCAGCAGAUCGCCCCGGCCAGCGGCCGAACCGGCCCUCGGCGGUGGGGCGGCCGAGAUUGACCUGAACGGCAAGUACUACUUCCCGGCGUACGGGCUGGAGACGGAUCCGUCCGACAACACGGACAUUGCGUCGGAACCGGAGGGGCUGGUGCUCGGCAAGAUCGGCACCGGCUCGACGUACGAUCGUGGUUCGGCCGUAGUGCCACGCUUUUCCGCCAUGCCGCGGACGGAAUCGAUGGAAGUGCAACCCUCGUCGACCAAUUCGGCCGAGGACGAUGUCGACGGUGCUGUACGGGGUGGCAGACGGAAAGUGCGGGCGGAUGACGAUGAUGAGGACGACGAUGAGGACGAUGAGGUGGACGAUUCGGACGCCAGCAGCCUGGUGGACAGUUUGGAUGGAUUCGGCCCGCCGCAGAUGGUGGAAAUGGUGCCGCCGCGAAGCCGCAAACCACGGCCACCGGUGAAGGCAGCGGGCGGCGGCGAGGUGGGCGAAUCGACCACCAGCUCGACCGACCGGUCGCCGCGCCACGAGAAGGGCGAAGCGUUCUUCGUGCCGAUCCAUGCCGAGCGGGCGGCCGCCUUCAAGCUCGACGAGCGGGUCGUGGUGGCCGACACGAUGCCGCUGCGCAUCAAGGAGCGGCUGAACAACCGGCGCCGGCUGAUGAAGUGGAAGCAGGAGCAGGAGAAUCUCAAGAAGCAGCGCAAGAUGAUGCGGCUGAUCGAGCAGAAGCGGUUCUACGGCGAGCCGGCGAUACAGGUGAUCAGCACGAUCGAUAAGGCGAUCAGCCGCAAGGAGUUCAUCCCGCCUGGCGCCCGGAAGAGCGUGUUCGGUGGGGCCGGCGUGACCACGCCGAUCGUGCGCGACACCUCCACCCCGUCCGGGCCGACCCCGUUCCGGGCGAUGAAGCCGAAGAAGCGGGCGGGUGGACCGGCCGCCACCGGGAGCACCGGGUCGGCGCUGCGCUCCGAGCUGGGCAUGCUCGAGUCGUACAAGAUCGAUGGCAAGGGCAACAUGCAGAUACAGACGGCGGCGACGGCGUCGUCAGCCGGGGGCCGGAAGGGUGCGGUGGCACCAGCCGCCGCUAAGGGUGCGUGGGGCAUGGGUACGGAGAGGCGGCAGGCUAGCAAGACGCCCCUUGCACCAACGACGGCGACGACGAUGACGGCGACAGCAUCGACAACGGUGGGCGGCGGCGGCAGCUCAGCCCGCACGAGCACGGGCGUCCGGACGGGGGGCAGCACGGGCAAGGCGAGCGGGGGCCGUCGCCGGCAGCAGGUGCUGAAGGACGUGCAGCAGAUGACGCUGUACCCGCAGGCGGACCUUACGCCCGACAUCGAGGGUGGCCCUAGGCGCGUGUACCAGAAGACGGAAAUCCAGGAGGGCGACAAGCACAUCGAAAUCCUCGAGAUAGUGGAGUGUGCGGACAGUGCGCCCCGGAACCGGCACGGUGGUGGUGGCAGUCGACCAGCCCGUGUGCACAGUGCCGGACGGCGGGGUAGGGGCGACUCGGGCAACCGCAACCGAUCGCGCAUUCCCGUGCCGAUCUACCGCUUCGGGCAGUACCGGCGCAGCACACAGUCGCGUGAUGGCAGCCCCUUGUCCACGGGCAGCAAUCCCAAGGUGGACCGCAUGAUUGCGGACCUCCUGCUCGAGGCACUCACCAACCCGGAGGAGGUGGGCGUGAAGCUAGUCCGGACGCCCGACGCACUGCGGGACGCAUCGAGAGCUUCGAGCAAAGCGCGCCCGUCCGGUGCCUCGGCGUCCAAAAAGUCGUCCUCCUCCUCUUCUACAACUGGCCACAGUGCUAACGGCGGAAACAACAACUUGCUAACACCGCGCCGCACCGCCAGCGGCCGCUACACGCAAAAGUUCGAAGUCAUCCCGGAGGAACGAUCGAGCGUGUCGAUCGAAUCGUCCACGGAGGAACUCUCGACCGGCGGCAGCAACCGCAAGAAGGGUCCGCAUCCUUCGCCGCGUCGCGUCAGCUUCGACGAAAACCAUCAGAUCUUGAACCGGGACGAGCUGGAGGGGCCAACGCUCGUGGUGCCGCCGGUCCCGUCGCCCAAGCGCUCCAAGUCGCCGGCGAAAAGCCCAACCCGACGGCAACAACCAACGGCGGCAGCAGCAGCAGCGAGUCCGGCGAAGAAGCAAGGCACCGCCACGGUGCUGACCAACACGACCACCAACACCACCGCAACAGCAACCACGACCACCACCAGCCGGGGCAAGGCGGCCAUCCAGAGUGACGUGAUCGAGGAGAAGGGAUGGAUCGGGUUCAGUACCCAGCACGAGGACAUGGCCACACCGAUCCACAACGGACCGGACGAUGAAGACACCACAAGGCUCAGCAUCGUGCCCCGUGGCGCACUAGAGCAAACACCUCAAUCCCGUAGCCCACCACCACCACCACCACCACCGCACGUCGGUAGAAGCGUAGUCAGGACGAUCACCAUCGGCAACUGUGUGCCGGACGCGAUCGAACACCAUCUGCACCAUCACCGGGACGCGCGAACACCCGAACCCCCCAAGCACGCCGUUUCUAAUGCCUCCACCCCCGGUGAUGGUAUCGGUGCGCUCGGUGCUGACGCUGCUAAUGCUGGUCCCGGUCGUGACGUGGCAACGGAUGACGGCAUUACCACCGUUGACAUUCACCGCGGCACCGCCUGUUGUCCCGACCUUUCCUCGACAGCCGAGUCGUUCGCAACGGACAGUCUCAACACGAAGCUGACGCCCCUGUCGGGACCAUCCUUCCCGUCGCUGCCCACCUCGGCGGCAGUGCGAUGCUGCGAGACGAUCGUCGAAAGCCGACACCGUGGUGUGCCGGAGCAUGCUGGCGAGCCAGCAGGGACGGAGAUGGGCGAUAUCGUCACGCACCAUCAUCAUCACGCUCAUCAUCAUCAUCCGCUCGAAGGGCGGCUACCGGUGGCGGCACCGCCCGGGCCCUUCCAGCACCAGAUAAGGGAGGAAAACGCUUGGCAGGUGUUCCAGACGGGCGACUGCAAGGUGAUCCAGUCGAAGAUCGAGUACUACGAAACGUCCAUCCACCGGACGCCACUGACCGCCGAUCUGUUCGCUGCCGAAUCGACCGCCCUCUGUCCCCACACGGCGGGCCCGCUCUCGACGGCGGACUCGCUGGAAGGCUCGUGGCACCAUCAUCGGCAGCGUACCGCAAGCUUCGGCCCGGGCUCGGCAGACACUGCUGCCCCGCCCAAAACGGCCGACACAACGUGCUCCUCCUGCUGCUUCUGCAAUCCCGAGCUGCACAAUCACACCACCGGCGUAAAGCCGGCUGCCGACGGAUGUUUCUACUGUCGCGCAAAGCUAGGACAAUCGCCUACCCGUAGCUUCCCGGCGCCACCCACGCCUCCCAACAUUCAGACCUCGCCGGUGCCUCCCUCUCCCCAGACGCCGAUUGCGGAGCUUACGCCGACGCCCUCCCUGCACGAGAUCGCUGUCCCGGUGCGCAAGAGCUCACUGGCCGGCCGGCCACAGCCGGGUCGGGAUGGUGGUAAGCCGACCGACGGGAAAGCUGUCGCGGAGCCAAAACAGUCGGCCCGGAAAGGAGACGUUCCGGCCGUUAAAACCAAACAGACGAAAGUGCCGGCGGAAACGGUACCGGAAAGGUCCGGUAAACUGCGCUCCACUGCAAAAUCUGCCUCCAUCUCAACGACCACGACCACCACCACCGCCACCACUGUGUCCGCGGUGAGCAGGAGCGAGGAGGGACCGCAGAAACCCUUGCCACCGAUACCGGGUGCUACAACGACGCCGAAGAUGGCACGCAAAAAAGUGACCGAAGCACCGGCGGCGGCUGCUGGCGGUGUGCUGAACCGGCCCAAGUACACGAACCAUCUGACCCGGGCCAGCACCGUCGUCCAGUCGGUGCAGAAGGAGGUAAAGAAUGAGCUGCGGCCAUUGCCAAUCCGCGUGCUGCCCAAGACCGCCAAAGAGGUAAGCAAUCGGAAGGAGAAGGAGCGACAGAUCGGGCUGAGUCUACCGAAAGACUACGACCGCGAUAGCGUCCGGGCGCCCCAGAUCGCGGUGGCGAUGGAGGAGGACGAGUCGGUGGCGGCGGUCGUUGGUUCGGCCGAUACGCACGGUUACGAUAAUGAAACGAGCAGCUCCUCCGACACGUCCGAUGGCGAUUCGUCCAUCGACAGCAGCCCGAACGUGAGUCCGUUCAAGCGACCGAACCUGCAGCAGCAGCAGCAGCAGCAGCAGCAACAAUCCUUAGAAACGGUCCAACCGCCAACGGCGGCCACCCGAUGGAAGACAAACAGUGAGCGAAACCUGUCGCAGCUUGCAAUACAGAAGCUGGUCAGCGCUAGCCGGUGGGGCAGCAAGUGGCGAAAGGGAGCUGCCAGAGGUUCGCACCAGCAGCUGGCGGUGGAGGACGACGAUGAGCCCAUGCCUUCGAUGGGCAGUUGCAGCGAGCUGAGCCCGCUCAAGACCGGUACGAGUAAUGGGGGACCGGUUGGUUCUACGGCCGGCACGACGACGUCCAACAUCAUUAGUGGCAUCACGCAGACAAGCUCCAACCAAGGCUGGACCGUAACGGUGGCUGGCAACUACAAUCCCGAGAUGGCACCGGACGUCGAGAUGCGGCUCAGCUUCCCGAAGGGUGCUGCUACCGGUGCUGCCAGUGGCGGCAAGUCGGCAUUAACGAGCUCCAGCGGUGGAAGCUACAGCAAUGCGAACGGUGUGGGCCGGCAGAUACGGCAGGCACAACAGUACGCGGACGAUCAUCAUCAUCAGCUCGACGGUGGCGGGUAUCUCGGUACUGCCGCCGGCAGCAGAAGCACCUCGCGAGCUGGCACAUUGCCACCGGCCUCAUCGCAGACACCGAGCUCCUUAAAUCCCAGAAGGAAUCUUACACGCUCCGAUGGAACAGGUGCUGGCACGGGCACGGGCAGCAAGGAUUAUCGUCUUCCAAAUGUUGGCCCAGCGCACAACAUUCUGGCAAGACCGACGGCGAGGAAAGCGAUCAAGACGGUGGAAUGUAGUGUCGUGGCAUCGGCAACCCGCACCAUCGCUAACAGCUACCAUCAGCUGUCCCAUCAGCAUCAGAUGGCCGCCAACAGUAAUGGUCCGCAGCAACAGCAGCAGCAGCAGCAUCACGCGGCGCGGGCUCCACCGAUGGCAGCGGUGCGUGGCGCUGGCGGUCGGUCCCGUCCCGCCAACCAGCAGCCGCUUCCACAGCCUUCCACACAAGUACUCCAUCCCGCAUUGCAAAAUGGGAGCGGUGGAAAGUUCCUCUCAUCCUCCUCCCCUUCACUAGUGUCCCAGCAACAGCAACAGCAGCAACAUCCAUCGCAGCGCUAUCACCACAAUACCGAACCACCAUCAUCAUACCAUCUAGAAGACUACGGUAACGGUUACUAUGGACAACAGCAGCAGCAGCAACCACAUCCGCGCAGGAUGUCACUCGAUAGUCAGCAGUACCAGCACCACCACCAGCAGCAGCAGCAACACACACAGCACCAUCCAGCGGGGUCGCUAAUGGCAACCGAUUGCCUGUCCGUGAUGGGGAAUGCGAUCGCACCGGAGAUCAAACCGCGAGUGCCGACCAUGAGCGAGAAGGAUCUCACCCGCCGGCACCACGUGUGCUACACCCGCACCCAGCCUUACUUCUCCUAGGGGAAGGGGGGGCACAAUAAAAGCCGAAACAGCGUCGUAGUGUGCGCUGCCUUGUAGAGAGGGUACCGAUUCACACAGUCGACGACGGCGAUGACAAUUCUCAGGUCAGAGAUGUAAGCACCGAUAUGGUAGAGACAGUGCAGUGACAGAACGAAGCUCACGCACACACUAGCCAGUGUGUCGAAGAUAUGGUUUAGUCGGCAAUACUUAUUUUCGAUUAAAACCCGAUCAAAACAAUCCUUUAACCUACGAGAGCAGCUCCCUUCUAUCUCUCUCUCUCGCUCUCAUCACCCUCGUGUAAACGUGUAAGAAAAAUGUUAGUGCAUUUUAGUGAAUAAAUCUUAACUUUAGAGAGUAAUUCUUAUCAACAGAA
Molecule: messenger RNA, 10031 nt
Organism: Anopheles coluzzii
Lineage: Eukaryota; Metazoa; Arthropoda; Insecta; Diptera; Culicidae
Exons: 10
Coding region: 914-9658 (2914 amino acids)
Source: RefSeq, a predicted model, not a curated record